AUGACGGGCGAAGCUCUUAUCGGAAGACCCGGGACCUUGACUCCAGAUCAAGAAGAGAAAUUGAGAGAGUUUUGGAUUGCUACUCUGCAAGUCUUUGGGGUACUUGAUGCAAAGGAUUUGAAUGGGAAUGGGCAUACGGAAGUCUCAAAUGGCAGAAUCAGAUCUGACACGGCGAAUUCGUCAAAGAAACCCAAGAAGAAGAGAUUAUCGUUAUUUCGAUCGAAGAACAAGGAGGACGAUACCGACUCGGUGACUUCGACAGAGAGUCACCCAGCCUCGGAUGGAGACGACAAGUACGGGCAGACGAAAGAGUUUCAUGAAGCUUUGGCCAAUAUGUCACCCGCUACACUUCGAGCUACAUUUUGGAGUAUGGUCAAACAUGAUCAUCCAGACGCCCUCCUAUUACGAUUUUUGCGAGCUCGGAAAUGGGAUGUGGAGAAGGCUCUGGUUAUGAUGGUUUCUACAAUGAGGUGGAGAUCGAAUGAAGUGAAUGUUGACGAUGAUAUUAUGGCAAAUGGAGAGCUUAGUGCAUUGAAUGAUGCAAACAGCAGUGAUCCGGCAAAGAAGAAGCUAGGACAUGACUUUUUAGCACAAAUGCGGUUAGGGAAGAGUUUCCUCCACGGGUUGGAUAAGUCUGGGAGACCAAUGUGCUUUGUACGAGUACGGUUACACAGGCAAGGAGAACAGAGUGAGGAGAGUCUUGAGAGAUACACAGUCUUUAUAAUUGAAUCCGCGAGGAUGAUAUUAUCACCUCCUGUGGAUACUGCUUGCGUUGUUUUCGAUAUGACGGGAUUUUCUAUGGCGAAUAUGGAUUACGCUCCUGUCAAGUUCAUGAUCAAGUGCUUCGAAGCGAACUACCCAGAAUCAUUAGGAGUGGUCUUAGUACAUAAAGCCCCAUGGGUAUUCCAAGGUAUCUGGAAAAUCAUCAAAGGGUGGUUAGACCCCGUAGUAGCAAGCAAAGUCCAUUUCACCAACAACAACGACGAAAUGGAAGAAUUCGUCCCCCGCUCUCAAAUCAUCAAAGACCUUGGUGGAGACGAAGACUGGACUUAUAAAUACAUCGAACCUGUACCAGGCGAGAAUGAUACCAUGAAAGAUACAGCAACCAGAGACAAGCUCCUCGCCGAACGGGAAGGCUUUGUCGACGAAUACGAGAAAUCGACUCUUGACUGGAUUCACGGCAAUGGAGACGUCUCAGCUGUCAAGUUGAGACGGAAUGAGUUGGCUAAUACCUUGAAAGAGGACUAUUGGCGUUUGGACCCGUAUAUUCGUGCUAAGUCAUUCUACGACCGAACCGGUAUGAUUAAUCCUGGAGGCAAGAUCCAAUUCUACCCAAGCAAAGAAACUGUUACUCCCACCACCAAUGGAGUUGCGAAACCAGUCGAGACUCAUGCGGAUGAUGUGGACUGA
Mollisia scopiformis is the source of this 1410-nucleotide messenger RNA. RefSeq names its product CRAL/TRIO domain-containing protein. Lineage: Eukaryota; Fungi; Ascomycota; Leotiomycetes; Helotiales; Mollisiaceae. Bases 1 to 1410 code for a protein of 469 amino acids. The transcript has 4 exons. The record is from RefSeq and is a predicted model, not a curated record.